Molecule: messenger RNA, 1416 nt
Organism: Phyllotreta striolata
Lineage: Eukaryota; Metazoa; Arthropoda; Insecta; Coleoptera; Chrysomelidae
Source: the annotation of a GenBank genome assembly
AAACAAAUCAAUUACGAGAUUUUACGAUUUCGCAUUAGUUAAAAGUGGUUAUUGGAUAUCGAAAAUGUUUGUGAAAAAUUAAAAAGUGAGGCAUCGCCAUGUCUUUAGCCACCCCGCAAACCUCGGAGACCGACCUGAUAAUGCACGAACUCGUCGGCAAGGGCUCCUUCGGAGCCGUGUUCAAAGGCAUCGACCAGCGCACCAACCAAGUAGUGGCCAUCAAGAUAAUCGACCUGGAGAAAGCCCAAGACGACAUAGACGACAUACAAAAGGAAAUACUGAUCCUGUCGCAAUGCGACAGCCCGUUCAUCACGAAAUACCACGGCUCCUACUUGAAGGACUCCAAGCUGUGCAUCGUCAUGGAGUUCCUAGGCGGCGGGUCCGCUUUGGACCUAAUGAAAGCCGGCCCGUUCGAGGAAACCCACAUCGCCAUCAUCCUGCGCGACGUGCUCAAAGGCCUCGACUACCUGCACGACGAGCUCAAGCUGCACAGGGACAUCAAAGCGGCCAACAUCAUGCUCAGCGAGAACGGCGACGUGAAGCUGGCCGAUUUCGGCGUCGCCGGCCAGCUGAGCGCCUCCAUCAGCAAGCGCAACACCUUCACCGGCACGCCCUUCUGGAUGGCGCCGGAGGUGAUCAACCGCAGCUCGUACGACUUCAAGGCGGACAUCUGGAGCCUCGGCAUCACGGCCAUCGAGCUGGCCAAGGGCCGGCCGCCCAACGCCGCCGUCAAUCCCAUGAAGGUGCUCAAGAUGAUCGUCGACAGCAAUCCGCCGCAGCUGGACGGCGAGUUCGGCAAGCCGUUCAAGGCGUUCGUCGACAUCUGCCUGAACAAGGACCCGCAGCACCGGCAAUCGGCCAAGGAGCUGCUCCGGCACGCGUUCAUCAAGAAGGCCAAGCGGAACUAUCUGCUGGUGGAUUUGAUCGACAGGUACAGCAAGUGGAAGUCGGAGUCGGCGGAGAACGUGACCACGAACUACGAGGACGCGACGCUGAGCACCGUGUCAUCGCUGCCCGAUUGGAACAUGACGCUGCGCGAGGAGGACGAAGUUUGCGAGGUGAUCAAACCGGACGGGCCCGAGGACGUUGAUGGCAUUCGAAAUUGCUUGAAUAGCAUUUUGGGCGGUUUGAAGGACGAUAACGCGGAGGUGAGGGGAGCCUUCGAGGCCGCCGAAGGCGCUUGUCCCGGUUUUAUUGACAUUUUCGUUCGUAAGUUGGUCGGGAAGUUGCAGCCGACGAUCGGCGAUCGGAAGCUGAAUCAAAUUUUGGGUCAUAUCAAAACCGGAAGGUGAAGUAAAUUGGCUGUUUUUAAAAUGCCUGUGUAAUAUAUGCUUCAUUGUUAGCUAUUGUAUAGUCGAUUUUAUUUUUUUAUUUUCAUUGUUAUUUUAUUUAUAAUAUAGCUUUUAGCACUAUUAA